This is a messenger RNA of Humulus lupulus (European hop), 1701 nucleotides long. RefSeq names its product zinc finger protein CONSTANS-LIKE 14-like. Gene Ontology annotation, molecular function: zinc ion binding; protein binding. Lineage: Eukaryota; Viridiplantae; Streptophyta; Magnoliopsida; Rosales; Cannabaceae. The transcript is spliced from 4 exons. The record is from RefSeq and is a predicted model, not a curated record. The coding region runs from base 162 to 1562 and encodes 466 amino acids.
AGAGUACUCUGUCACUCUCUCCCUCUCUCUCUCUCUCUUUCUUUCUCCAUUGAUUGAAGCUCUCAUCUUCAUUUUCAUCUUCAGAGUCCAGACCAGACCCCUCUUCGUUCUUUAUCUCUGUUUUUUUGUGUGGUUUUUCUGGCAUUAGUACGAACAAGAACAUGGUGAAUAGUCCCAGAUCUCGGACAGGUAACAGUGUGCCCUGUGAUUUCUGUAGUGAACAGAUUGCUGUUCUCUACUGUAGAGCUGACUCUGCUAAGCUAUGCUUGUUCUGCGACCAACACGUUCACUCAGCCAAUCUUCUUUCCCGGAAGCAUCUUCGAUCUCAGAUCUGUGACAAUUGUGGCUCCGAGCCCGUCUCCGUUCGAUGCUCAACGGAGAAUCUCGUCCUCUGCCACGACUGCGAUUGGGACGCUCACGGAACCUGCUCUGUCUCUCCCGCACACGAGCGGAAUCCCAUCGAUGGAUUCUCCGGUUGCCCAUCAGCCCUCGAGCUCGCCUCCGUUUGGGGUUUUCAUCUCGGGGACAAGAAAUCGGCUCGACCCGACUCUGUGAUUCAGAAUUUUGAGUUGGGUAUGGCUAUGGCUAUGCCCGAGGACUUAUCUUGGUCUGGAGUGAGUUUUCAGGACCUUAUUGUACCGACCGGGAACGGCGUUGUUGGAGAGGAGGGAAAGAAACCGAGUGGAGUGGGUGCCAGCUGCUGCGGGAAGAAGAAACAUGUGAUGUAUAAGCAGUUGGUGGAGUUGCUUAAGAGGGAUUUGGUGGCCCGUGAAAGCGAUGAACUUGGCGGUGAUGGCGAAAGAGACGGCGGCGGCCGUGGUGGUGAUGUAGAGAGCGUAAUGCCGGGGAGUCCGGAUCGGAGUGGUUGGCAACGGAAAGUUGAAGCAGCACUCAGUUUGGGAGAUGAAGGCGAUGCUGUUGCUUUUUCUGCUCAGCCAUCGUCGGCGCCAUACACGUCCCUGCUAAUGAUGCCGAUGCACAGUGAAUUGAAAGAAAAUGUUGGCAUUGACGAUGGCGAUAUGGCAAUGUGGAAUACCAACCCUAAUGGUCAGACCACUCAGAUAUGGGACUUCCAUUCAGGAAGGUUGAGGGUUAAUGAAGAACCAGAAGUUUCAUAUGGGGCGAAUGAUGCAGGGUUUAUGAUUAAAAACUUUUGUGAUCUUAUGAAUUGCUCUGUUGCACCAGAUGACAUGACUAUCAAUAAUGGUAGCCAAGGACCAGCAACCUCGGAGAGCAACAAUCUACCGAUUGGAAGGGGGGCAUCGUCUAGUUCAGCUUACGGUAAACACAAAAACGAAGAGUGUAGUGCGUCGAGAGAAGUGUUUUUCAUGGAACAACCUUUUCUUGUGAGAAAUGAUUCUGUGAAAACAGCUGCAACAACGAAGGAAGAGUUGGAGGUUUUGGCGCAGAACAGAGGCAAUGCCAUGCAACGUUACAAGGAAAAGAAGAAAAACCGAAGAUAUGAUAAGCACAUACGGUAUGAGUCCAGAAAAGCAAGAGCUGAUACUAGAAAGCGAGUCAAGGGUCGGUUCGUGAAGGCUGCCGAAGCUCCUGAUGGUUAAGUUGUUAAAACACAUGUUUGCGAUGGGCUUCGACUUUGUCUCUAGUUCCAUGGCUUUUUUCUUUUCUUUUGUAAAUAGAUAAUAUCUUGUUCCUGUCUUCCCCGGCAAAAUGUAUAAAAUAUUAGGCUUUCUUUCUUUA